AUGUCGCUUCCGCCGAUUCUUUACCAUUACUUUCAGCUACCUCUUCCAUAUGCGCGGACCUUGGCUCUUCAGGAACACAUUCACCAGACCCAGCUUCUGCGCCGGCGCUCCGGGCAGCACCAGGACUACCUGCUUCUGCUCCAACACCGCCCCGUUUACACCGCAGGACGGAGGCAGCUGCUCACAUCGCCAGAGGUCGAAGCUGAGGCUGCCCGGCUGACUCACAUUGGCGCGGACUUCGUGGCGACUAAACGCGGCGGUCAGACAACCUACCAUGGUCCCGGACAGAUCGUCGGAUAUCCCCUCCUCGAUCUCGGGCGCAGGACGCCGCCCCUCGGCAUACGCGAAUACAUCUGCAAACUGCAGAAAACGAUCGAGAUGCAUCUCACGGAGGCCCACGGAGUCCAGCACACGCCAAGCGAGCACACCGGCGUGUUCUUGGACGCGCAGACAAAAAUCGCGAGCAUUGGUGUGCAGGUGAGGCAUAGAUUGACGACGCACGGGUUCGCGAUGAACGUUACUCGGGAACCUCGGGCGUGGUUUGACCAAAUCAUUGCGUGCGGAUUGGCGGACGUCAAAGCCGGAUGCAUCGCCGACGCGUCCUCCACCGUGGAGGCAAGCAAGGUUACUGUGGACGGGGAGAUAGACGGGCUUGUGAAGAGGUUCGGGAGGCUCUUUGAGAGAGACAUGGUGAAGCUGGACAUGAGCCCGGGGGAGGAGGUAGUUGAUGCAAUUCGCGCUGCGGAAGAGGAAGCACGCUUGUUGGGCGACUGGCCCUCGAGACCGUCAAAGCAGUUGUCAUGA
Messenger RNA from Fomitopsis serialis, 804 nucleotides. Its product is annotated as lipoyltransferase. Gene Ontology annotation, molecular function: lipoyl(octanoyl) transferase activity. The transcript has a single exon. The record is from RefSeq and is a predicted model, not a curated record. Gene Ontology annotation, cellular component: mitochondrion. Gene Ontology annotation, biological process: protein lipoylation. Bases 1 to 804 code for a protein of 267 amino acids. Lineage: Eukaryota; Fungi; Basidiomycota; Agaricomycetes; Polyporales; Fomitopsidaceae.